Cyclocybe aegerita is the source of this 303-nucleotide messenger RNA. The record is from the annotation of a GenBank genome assembly. Lineage: Eukaryota; Fungi; Basidiomycota; Agaricomycetes; Agaricales; Hemipholiotaceae.
AUGCGCAGCUUCAGUCAGGCUUCAGGCUUCAAGCUUCGAUGGCGCAACACGGCUCGAAUUGACCGCCGUGGACUCGGCGCGCAUACCCAGCGGCAACCCAGUAAUCUACCGAGGGCACCAUCGGCGGGAACUAUUCAGGAGGAGCUGCUCGCGAUGAAAAAGCCUACGAAGAGGAAGACAACGAGAUGUGAUCCCCAGCCUCAUGCCGUCCUAAAGCCGCAUACCGGAACUCCUGUGCCUACGCCGUUUGUCGAGAAACUCUCUGACUUCGUCAAUAGGACUUACGUCUAUAACUCUGAUUAA